Messenger RNA from Lycium ferocissimum, 1521 nucleotides. RefSeq lists its product as uncharacterized. Lineage: Eukaryota; Viridiplantae; Streptophyta; Magnoliopsida; Solanales; Solanaceae. Gene Ontology annotation, biological process: protein phosphorylation. The transcript has 6 exons. Gene Ontology annotation, molecular function: ATP binding; protein serine/threonine kinase activity. Gene Ontology annotation, cellular component: cytoplasm. The record is from RefSeq and is a predicted model, not a curated record. Bases 36 to 1064 code for a protein of 342 amino acids.
AACAAAACUUGUUUGGAUGAGAGUAGAAGGAGAAAAUGGGAUGCUCGUUGUCAGGUUUGAAUGGCUUAUACGACGCCGUUAAUGGUGGAGGUGAUGUUUGGAUCAAUGAUAACCGCUUCAAGAUCAUUCGCCAGCUUGGUGAAGGUGGUUUUGCUUAUGUUUUCCUUGUUAAAGAAGUACUUUCUGACCCUUCUAAUCCUGGUGUUUCCAAGAAAUGCAACGACCCUUCUCACAUCUCAGACGAUGGAACUUAUGCCAUGAAAAAAGUUCUUAUUCAGAAUAGUGAACAACUGGAGAUGGUGAGGGAGGAGAUCCGUGUUUCAUCUCUAUUUAGUCAUCCCAACCUGCUUCCUCUACUUGAUCAUGCUAUCAUUUCGGUCAAGGUCUCACAGGAUCAGUCUUUGAAGCAUGAAGCUUAUUUAUUAUUUCCAGUGCAUUUGGAUGGGACAUUACUGGAUAAUGCCAAGGCGAUGAAAGCUAAGAAAGACUUCUUUUCCACUUCAGAUGUGCUUCAAAUAUUUCGUCAGCUUUGUGCAGGACUCAAGCAUAUGCAUAGCUUGGAUCCCCCCUAUGCACAUAACGAUGUCAAACCUGGUAAUGUCCUUUUAACACAUAGAAAAGGACAGCCACCACUUGCAAUGUUAAUGGAUUUUGGAAGUGCACGUCCUGCAAGAAGGCAAAUUCGCUCUCGUUCAGAGGCCCUACAAUUACAGGAAUGGGCAGCUGAGCAUGUGUCAGCACCUUUCCGAGCACCUGAAUUAUGGGAUUGCCCAAGCCAAUGUGACAUUGAUGAAAGGACUGAUAUCUGGUCAUUAGGUUGCACUUUGUAUGCAAUAAUGUAUGGCGUAUCUCCUUUCGAGCAUGCACUUGGGGAAUCUGGUGGAAGUUUGCAGCUGGCCAUUGUAAAUGCACAAAUAAAGUGGCCAACUGGGCCUAAUCCUCCAUAUCCAGAGGCCCUACACCAGUUUGUAACAUGGAUGCUUCAGCCUCAAGCAAUAGUUCGACCUCGAAUAGAUGAUAUCCUAAUUCAUGUUGACAAAUUGAUCUCAAAGUUUUCCCAUUAAAAGGACGAGAGGAGAGAUGUUGGGUUAGUUUACAUAUGCGCGAUCCAUAUAUCUUUGCAUGUUAUGUAAUAUACCAUUCACCUCUUUCCUAUCAAAAUGUGAUAGAAGAAGCAAUAGUUCUCUGUUAUUUAGUGAUAGAAGAAGCAAUAUACGUGUGGCUCGAGUUUUAUGGAAGUUUUCUGUUCAUUUACAAGUAAAUCUUGAAUUCGGUAUCUCUUUCCCUAUGUAGAAGGAUCUUACACCGUAGUUGCAUAGUCAGAUUGCUGUUGAUAGUCUAUUUAACCAACCUUUUGAGGUUAGACUUUUCCAAUGUAUGAAUACAGGCAGAUCUCAGAGUCUAAGUACUUGAUUAGGCUGUGGUUUUCUUAUUUUUAUCAAUAUUCUGGGGUUCGUAAUUUUUUUUUUUUUUUUUUAAAAAGGCCUUCAGGCCGUUGAAUCUCAAAGCUUUUCGCUCUAA